UGCUUGUGUCCUGUGUAAACGCAGCUCUUUGUUCCCGUUGCAGUAUGCAGUUGCAUCAUGCAUGUUGCAUUUGAAAGUUGCAUGUCUAGUUCUCGAUCUCGUUUUCUUUUCGGUGAUCAGAGUGUGUUGUGUACAUUUCGCGUUUGCUUUUUUUUCAGGUCUUAAGGUUUUGUUUUUAAUAUUCAACAUAUUUAAGGGUACAUAAACAAUAAUAAGAUUAAAUGUUGAGCUGUGCAUGAUCUUAAAAAAAAAAAACAACGAAUGUCGCCAUUAAAGAUCAGACCGAUCUGAACAAUAGAAAUAAGUUCGAGGAAUGGAAAUCAAUAAUCCAAAACAGCAUGAAUUAUUACCAAUACAAAAUGGAGAUAAUCAACCAAGGAAAGUGUUUAUGUGGCCAAUACAUAAGAGCAAGAUUACGACGAGCGGGCGUCCUGAACAGGAAAGCAACACAACGAUUGCGAUCUAUACUUGAACCAUCAUCAACAGUGGUCUAUGAAGUGUUUCCAGCAUUAAAUUGUGUAAAUAUAAACGCAUUUUCAAUGUCCAUCCAUGAGCUUAAUGGACCCAUCCAAAGAGAAAGAUUGGCACUAAUACAAAAACAAAGUCGUAGAAAGUUCAGCUUUCCUGCAACAUUACAUUCAGCAUCUUUGCUAGAAAUAAGCCCUACAAGCACUCGAAGACGUUUGAGUAACGUAAGCGAUGUCGUUACCCGUAAACUUUCAUAUACGAUAGGAUGGAAAGCUGCCCAAAUCUCAUCUCAAGAAAUUAUAACACAGGGCAAAUGUCUCUGUGGUCAAUACAUUAAGCGACGCCUAAGACGUUCUGGAUUAUUCAAUAAAAAACUUGGUUUACAAAGGAUAAGAAGUAUAUUGGGCACAUCUUCAAUAUCGGUUGUUCGCGAAGUGUUCCCUGCUCUAAUGAUACUGGGAGAUAAUAUAGAAAGAAUGCACCCCCGCGUUUACACAGGAAUUGCAAGGCAAAUUUGUCGUUCACCUAGUGGCGAUUUCUCCUCAUCAGAAACAGUAGGUAUACUAUUAACUGCUGUAGCACGUGAACUUUUCCGAAUAGAAAUUACUUGGGGUAAAAUAAUAUCGUUGUUUGCUGUUGCUGGAGGUCUUGCUGUAGAUUGCGUCCGACAGGGACAUCUAGAUUAUUUACCAAAACUUGUAGAUGCUGUUUCAGAUGUAAUCGAAGAUGAUUUGGUGUCUUGGAUUAAUGAAAAUGGUGGAUGGAGUGGUCUUAACUUACAUGUGCAUUCAACAAGCUCCGAGUUUUACCUUCUAGAACGUACUACUUACCUGGUAGGCUGCGUCUUUUCAUUAUUUGUUGUAAUCAUAAUUAUUCGUUUUUUUGGAUGUUAUCUACUCCCAAUGAAAUAUUCUGGAACAGGACGAUGAAUAUAAUUCUUGUCAGGAUUUUUUUUAAUAAAGAACCUGUACAGAUUCUAAAAAUAUAAUUUUGAUUAAUAAAUAUGUUUGUAAACUAAUUUUUAAAAGUAUA
Episyrphus balteatus (marmalade hoverfly) is the source of this 1500-nucleotide messenger RNA. RefSeq names its product bcl-2-related ovarian killer protein homolog A-like. Gene Ontology annotation, molecular function: protein heterodimerization activity; protein homodimerization activity. Gene Ontology annotation, cellular component: mitochondrial outer membrane. NCBI's taxonomy places the organism in Eukaryota, Metazoa, Arthropoda, Insecta, Diptera, Syrphidae. The record is from RefSeq and is a predicted model, not a curated record. The transcript is spliced from 6 exons. Gene Ontology annotation, biological process: regulation of apoptotic process; extrinsic apoptotic signaling pathway in absence of ligand; intrinsic apoptotic signaling pathway in response to DNA damage. Bases 339 to 1397 code for a protein of 352 amino acids.